Messenger RNA from Moneuplotes crassus, 1811 nucleotides. Lineage: Eukaryota; Ciliophora; Spirotrichea; Euplotida; Euplotidae. The record is from the annotation of a GenBank genome assembly.
UAUUGAAGGUGGUUAAUAAUAAUUAUAUUCAUGAAUUCCAAAAUCAUUCUAAACCGUCCUUCUCAAGACAUUCUGUUAUUCUCAGAUCUUUCUUUCAUUGAUGCAGAGCCCUCUCCUCAAAUUCCAAAUUCUUCAGUCAAAUUCACAAACACUCUUCGAUUGAACAAAGGUAGAGCUAACAGGGCUGACUUCCGUUCAUCUUCUAUCACCAAAAAUCCCAAUGCCACCACCAAGCCCCUUCAUUGCCACUUCCAAAGAAAACCCAAAAAAAAGCUCAAAGAUUAUAAACCAAUGACCUAUGACCCUAAGAUCUGUGCUACUUGGAGAGUCCUUAGCUUGCCUAAGACUUCCAAAGAGGGUCUCAGAAGUAUUCCCUCGAGCGAAAUUCUUAAAAUCCUGCUCAUAUAGCCAGCAUAUUAAGCAAGACUCCAAUACCGACUCUGUAUAACUUAUAACUUAAUUAUAAAAUCAAACUCCACUUCUCUCACAAUCCAUCACCUAAAUCUUUCCUACUAUUUUCUCAUUCUUGGUUAUUUUCAGUCUUGUCCAGCACCGGCCCUUCACCAUACCCCCUCUAGCCUUCCUUUACUAAUAUCUCUUCUGUUAACACCCAAAGUUUUAUAAGGUCUAUAGUUAAAGACAGUUUCCUAUAUCUAUAAAUAUCGAAAGGAAGUAGGCCUGUUUAAAAUGCUCUUUUAUGCAAUAUUUGUUCAAACUUCUCUUCCCACUAACCUAGUUCCCGAAUUAAAGAAGUAGUUAGAUUAGAGUUUUCAAAGUUGGUACAUCUCGCACCAUGACUGAAAUAGUUUACAGGGAAGGCUAUAGUUAAAACUAAUAUCUCUUAUCAUUAUAUUUCAGCAAGUAAAUUUUUGAGGAGUAAUUGGCAUCCUCCUCUUGAAAUAAAAACUAGCUUAUCAUAAUACUUCAAGAAACAAAACUUCAAAUGGCAAGAUCACAAUAUUUUUGAUCUUCGAUCUCUUCAAGAAGCAUUCUGAGAAUAUUUUCAUUCAUUUUAUUAUCAACCCAGAUAGAGCUGAUUGAGUGCUAGCAGUGGAGCUCUACUAUCAAUGAUGACUUAGCAUAGAAACUCUUUUAGUUUUGAUGAAUAAGAGCAUUACUUGAUAAAUUUCUGGAAAUUUUUACCAAUUUAUGGGCAAUUUUGAGGUGCAAAAAGAUCUCCAAUGCUUUAUACCACGAAGAGAUUACAUAAUUAUCCAAUAAAUAUCAUUGUCAAAACUAUCCACCCAGUUGACUAAUCUUCCAUACUUGUUCACCUAACUUAGGUCUAAAAUACUGAGACUUUGCAAUAUUUGUUCUAACGAUACAGAUGUUUCAUAAGCAUCGCUUAUGUAUUUAAAGGAGCUAUAAGGUCAAAUCUAUCUAAUCUCUGUACUCCUAUAAACAAAUUGUGAUAAGGUCAUAGGGUAGCUAAAUAUUCUUUGACCUGAAAUUCAUGAAUCUCUUCACCAUAAAUCAUUAAUAUUUCACUAAAAUUAAAGAUCUAAAAAGAUAGGAAAUCCAAAUUAGAGACGUCCGAUUCCAAACAGACCAUCUACAGUCCCAAAUCUUCCUAAUCACCUCAUAAAAACCGGCACCACAACACAUCCCUGUAACCAGACCUCUCUGCCCACCUCCAUUUUCCACCCCAUCCAUCCCACUGGUCACUACUGCCAAGCUAUAAAUUUCCCUGUGCCUCGCUGAAUUCCUAAAUUUUGGGGCUAACUUCUUAAGCAAGAGCUGUCAGGGAUAAAUAACCCAAUUUCCUAACCCGCCAAGAUGACUCAAAUCCAGUCCUAACCACUCCUAUUUCC